Molecule: messenger RNA, 1620 nt
Organism: Gossypium arboreum
Lineage: Eukaryota; Viridiplantae; Streptophyta; Magnoliopsida; Malvales; Malvaceae
Exons: 2
Coding region: 1-1620 (539 amino acids)
Source: RefSeq, a predicted model, not a curated record
AUGUUUAAAAAGUUAUAUGAAUUUCCUCCUACACUACCACCUCCUCCAACACCUACACCAGCACUAACACUGGCACCACCUCCGGCACCUGCUCCAACACCUCCUCCCGCACCAGCACCUGCACUCGUUCCAGCACCUCUACCAACACCACCACCAGCUCCUACUCCUCCACUAGCCCCAACACCUGCACCUGCUGCAGCACUUCCUCCUGCACCUGCUCCAACACCUCCACCAACACCACCUCCAGCACCUCCACCACCUCCUACCCCUCCACCAGCCCCAAUACCACCACCAACACUUGCACCCGCUCCAAUACCUCCUCCUACACCUCCGCCAACACCACCUCCAGCACCUCCACCUCCACUAACUCCUACUCCUCCACCAGUACCUCCACCAACACCACCUCCUACACUUCCACCACCACCACCUCCUACUCCUCCACCAGCCCCAGCCCCAGCACCACCACCAACACCACCUCCUGCACCUCCACCACCAGCAGCUCCUACUCCUCCACCAGCCCCAACACCACCACCAACACCAGCACCCGCUCCAACACCUCCACCAACACCACCUCCACCACCCCUAGCACCUCCACCACCACCACCACCAGCUCCUACUCCUCCACCAACCCCAACACCACCACCAACACCUGCACCCCCUCCAGCACCUCCACCAACACCACCUCCAGCACCUCCACCACCCCUAGCACCUCCACCACCACCACCACCAGCUCCUACUCCUCCACCAACCCCACCACCACCACCAACACCUGCACCUCCUCCUGCACCUCCACCAACACCAUUUCCAGCAUCUCCACCACCACCACCACCACCAAUACCUGCACCCACUCCAGCUCCUCCUCCUACACCUCCGCCAACACCACCUCCACCACCCCUAGCACCUGCACCUCCACCUCCACCUCCACCCCCACUAGCUCCUACUCCUCCACCAGCCCCAACACCACCACCAAUACCUGCACCCACUCCAGCACCUCCUCCUGCACCUCCGCCAACACCACCUCCACCACCUCUAGCACCUCCACCUCCACCACCACCAACUCCUACUCCUCCACCAGCCCCAACACCACCACCAAUACCUGCACCUCCGCCAACACCACCUCCACCACUUCCACCACCCCUAACACCUCCACCACCACCAGCUCCUACUCCUCCACCAGCCCCAACACCACCACCAAUACCUGCACCCACUCCAGCACCUCCUCCUGCACCUCCGCCAACACCACCUCCACCACCCCUAACACCUCCACCACCGCUACCACCACCACCAACUCCUACUCCUCCACCAACCCCGACACCACCACCACCACCUACACCCACUCCAGCACCUCCUCCUCCACCACCACCAACACCUCCUCCACCAUCCCUAGCACCACCACUUGCACCUCCACCUCCACCUCCACCCCCACCUGCUCCUACUCCUCCACCACCUCUAACCCCUCCACCUCCACCUCCACCUCCACCACCUCUACCACCUCCAAUUUCAUUCCCAACACCAGAACUUGCACCACCACUACCACCUCCUCCCCAACCACCACCACCAUGUGCACCACCCCAACCCCCACCCAUCCCAAAACAAUCAACAUGGCGACCACUCUUUUGA